This is a messenger RNA of Fimicolochytrium jonesii, 1074 nucleotides long. RefSeq lists its product as uncharacterized. Lineage: Eukaryota; Fungi; Chytridiomycota; Chytridiomycetes; Spizellomycetales; Powellomycetaceae. The coding region runs from base 1 to 1074 and encodes 357 amino acids. The transcript is spliced from 6 exons. Gene Ontology annotation, molecular function: protein serine/threonine phosphatase inhibitor activity. The record is from RefSeq and is a predicted model, not a curated record.
AUGCAAACCGUGGAACAAGGGAUCGUCGAGAACGGCACACUCGAUGCACUGCUGAACACUGUUACGUGCGGAGAGCUAUGCAAGUCCGCUGAUCCUAUGCUGAACAAGGCUGGGGCGAAGCCUAAGCAUCCUCUCUGUUUGGAUGCUGAGCUUUCCGUUACCGAGGGCUGCGAAGCUCUCGCAGCAAACAAAAUCUCCAGCGCCCCAGUCUACGAUGCCGAAAAAGGCGGAUUCAUCGGAAUGUUGGAUUACAGGGACCUUGUAGCGUUCGUGCUCAGCGUAUUGCAUAAAGUGCCUCGAGAUGCACCGGCGAUUGACGCGGAGAUGGAGGUUACCGACAUUGUGAAGAGAGCGUUGAUGAACAAGACGGGUGUGCCUAUCAAACUUGUGAGCAAUUUGUCGAGGGAGAACCCGUUGGUCGCUUUACCGGCGUCUGCGACCGUAAGAACUGCGGUCGAAGAGUUCAGCAAGAAUCAUGUACACCGAUUGAUCGUAUUGGAGCCUGAUCAAGGAGCCUCGCAUUUUGCUGGAAUCCUGUCGCAAAGUACCGUUGCGGGGUUGGUAGCUUCGAGCGUGGGAAAGCUGGCGGGUUCUCUGAACCCGAAGGCGAAGUCCAUAUGGCCUACGGGGAACAAAACGCUAGAGGACGUGGGCCUGGUAGGGAAGGAGGUCAUCUCGGUAGUCUCUGAAGACACGGUUCUGGAGGCUUUGUACAUGAUGCACGAACACAAGAUCUCAUCAGUCGCCAUAGUGACAAGAGAAGACGGAGAGAACGAUCUCAUCGGCUCGAUCAGUAUGACAGACAUCAAAGCCAUUCUAGCAGACCGGAAAGGAUGGAGGCGGUUAUACGAAACAUGCUACGACUUCUUCGCGAGCAUGCGAUACGAACAGGGUCUAGAAGCCGGAGGAGACGAUCGGGUUCCACUGUAUGUGGUACACCCAAACACAACGCUCAUCGCGACGAUUGAGAAGCUGGCGGCAACGCGUGCCCACCGUGUGUGGAUCGUUAGCGGAAGCAGUAACCUCGUCGGGGUUGCGUCGCUUUCAGAUAUCAUGCCGUUGCUGUUGACAUGA